Molecule: messenger RNA, 1569 nt
Organism: Saccoglossus kowalevskii
Lineage: Eukaryota; Metazoa; Hemichordata; Enteropneusta; Harrimaniidae
Biological process (GO): multicellular organism development; cell migration; homophilic cell-cell adhesion
Cellular component (GO): membrane; catenin complex
Molecular function (GO): beta-catenin binding; calcium ion binding; cadherin binding
Source: RefSeq, a predicted model, not a curated record
UAGGUGUAAACUGUGAAGUUGAUGGCAGUGUAUGUGUACCUAAUCCAUGCUUUGGUGACAGUGUAUGUGUUCCAUACCGAGGCGGUAAAUUUACAUGCAUAUGUCCAGGUAAUUACACUGGUUCACACUGUGAGUAUCUGAACGGCAUCAAGCUUGAGUCAACGAAAGAUUACAGUUAUGACAACGGGGUCCCCUUCCUCCUCAUCUACAUCUUGUUGGGUGUAGUGGCAGUCAUUGUGCUGUUUUUUCUCCUUAUCUGUAUCGUAUGGACCAAACGCCGCAGAGUUCUUUCACAGAAGAAAACAUCCAGCCGUGCUAAAGUCAGGUAUGAUAGCAACCAAGAAAAAGUUGAAAUGGGCAUGGACUUCCAAAAUAUGCAAGAAAUUCAAGGAGCUGAAGUCCAUGAACUGGAGAAUCCUACAUUCUUUGAUUUUGAGGAAAUGACUUCCCCAGGUGGUGCAUCAGCAGUGCUGCAGGAACAAGAAGAACAGGCUCGUACUCAGAUGGCAAGCAUCGCUAAUAGACCCAUACAGAAUCCAAAAAAUAAUAUUGUCAGCGUUAAAGUUACAAAUGAUUUACGUGCUGACUUCAACAAACAUGGUGCUCGUCCUCGCAUGGCAAACUCAGCUGAGCAGCCGUCUAUCGUAACAGACGGUCGUCGAAUGAAGAUGACAAGUAGUAAAAAUAACCUUGGCAACUUUGAAAACAAAGAAGUUGGUUUUGAAGAAGAAGACAACUUGAAGAAAGAACUUUUUGUUAGUUUGAACAAUGAAUCAGUCAUGUACCAGAACCCUUCUUAUGACACUGUUGAUGGUGCACAGUCGGCUCAACCAAUGAAUGCUUUACAGACUGAGCAGAAAAAUAACCAAGGAAAUGAAACGAACAAAAAGAAAACUAGCGUCAAAGAACUUGCUAUGAAAUUUCAAAGUCCUGGAGUCAGGUCUUCCCAACAAGAAUUCAAAAACAAUCCUGUUUAUGAAUCUGAUGAUGAGGCACAAGACGACGUUCAUGACUGAGUGACAAGUGUUUGAAACGCAGCUUUUUUAUGCAUAUGUUUCAGUUAUUAUUUCCAUGGGUCAACUCAUUAUUUAAAGCAUCAGAGUUGUGCCCCAUCAUGCGUUUAAAAUUUGUGAAAACCAUUUCACAAUUGUGUACAUUGGAUGUGAGCCACAUUGCAUCCAAAGCGUUUGGCAGCUGGGCCACUUUAAAUAUUUGUGAUCAGAUUGAUAUUUUGUUUAAAGAGUAGAUUAUUGCACAAUGAACUUUUUCUGGAAAGUAAGGUACAUUUCCGAGUUCACCUUGCAGGAUUUUAGUUUUAAACAUGUAUGUACUUUAUCAUAAAAAUGCCAUAGCAACAGGCAACUAUAUUUACAUGCUGUCUGCACACAAGUCAACUUGAUGACUCACACUUAUAUGCUUCUUAUUUUAGUUUAACUACUUUUUUCACCACUGCCAUUCUUUUCUUUUUUCAAUAUCUGCACAGUGAGACACUAAUAUACAAACCAUGUUAUAUUUAUAAUAAUCAGUGUUGGUGUGUGUAUUCACAGGGAAUAAAUCUCAUGUAACUCU